Strongylus vulgaris is the source of this 240-nucleotide messenger RNA. Lineage: Eukaryota; Metazoa; Nematoda; Chromadorea; Rhabditida; Strongylidae. The record is from the annotation of a GenBank genome assembly.
AUGCUCACUUGUGCCAGAAAUCUCAGAGCUACCAUACCAGGCGGCAACAUCGACAUAGCAGAGCAUGACAGCCACAUGCAUCUUGCCUUUGGUGAAGUGUACGAGUUUGAAGAAGCCAUUCGAAAGGCAAGAGAAAUGACAGAUGCGUCUGAGACGCUGAUAAUCGUUACGGCCGAUCAUGCCCAUGCAGUCACAUUGCCUGGCUAUCUACCGGUCCAGAAAAGUCUCUUUAGUAAGUGA